CUAUUCUCCAGUGUCAUGAGCGUUCGUGAUAAGCACUGUCAUCAAAUAAACAUGUUAUCCAACUUUAAAAUCAGUUCUUUUACUUUUAGAAUGGCAAAAACUCAGUCAAAAUGAGACUGGUUGAUAAAAGUAUUGAUAAGGAGGGUGAGGGUUCAAUAACCCUCAUUCCUGAGGAACCUGAAGAUAUGUGGCAUGCAUAUAAUUUAAUAUCAGAGGGUGAUUCUGUACGAAGUACAACAAUUCGUAAGGUUCAGUCAGAAUCGGCUACAGGUUCCUCAACAUCAAAUCGUGUGAGAACUAUGCUCACUAUAACUGUCGAAAACAUUGACUUUGAUACUCAGGCUUGCAUGUUAAGACUUAAAGGUAGAAAUAUAGAAGAAAAUCAAUAUGUUAAAAUGGGUGCUUACCAUACUUUAGAUCUUGAAUUGAACCGUAAAUUCUCUCUCAGAAAGCACGAAUGGGAUUCAGUCUCAUUAGAAAGGGUUGAAAUAUCUGUAGAUCCAACUAAAAGUGCUGAUGUUGCCGCUGUUAUAAUGCAGGAAGGUUUAGCACAUGUUUGUUUGAUAACAUCAAGUAUGACAUUGGUUAGAGCUAAAAUUGAUGUUACAAUACCAAGAAAACGUAAAGGCUUUGUGCAGCAACACGAAAAAGGUUUGGCCAAGUUCUACGAGAAUGUUAUGCAAGGAAUUUUACGACAUGUUAACUUUGACAUUGUUAAAUGCGUUUUGAUUGGCUCUCCAGGGUUUGUACGGGAUCAAUUUUUUGAAUACAUGUUUCAAAUGGCUGUCAAAUUGGAUAAUAAGGUUCUUUUGGACAACAAAUCAAAAUUUAUGUUGGUGCAUACUUCUUCAGGCUUCAAACAUUCUUUAAAAGAGGUGCUGCAAGAUCCAGCAGUGAUUAACAAAAUAUCGGAGACAAAGGCUGCUGGCGAAGUAAAGGCUUUAGAAAAUUUUUAUACAACUCUUCAAUGUGAACCUGCCAAAGCUUUUUAUGGCAAAAAACAUGUCGAGACGGCCAACGAGGCUCAAGCCAUAGAGACGCUUUUGAUUUCUGAUAAUUUAUUUAGAUGUAAAGACGUAAAUUUACGCAAGGAAUACGUCAACUUGGUAGAUUCAGUACGCGAAUCAGGGGGAGAUGUAAAAAUAUUUUCAAGUCUUCACAUAUCAGGCGAACAAUUGGAGCAGCUAACUGGAGUAGCUGCAAUUCUUCGAUUCCCAAUGCCAGAACUCGAGGAUGAAGAUAGCGAAGCUGAAGAAGACUAAACAGAGAAUGUCUUUUUAUUUUUUGUUUUAAAACGGGUAAUUUUUUGACUUUUUAACCCUUGGAUGACAUAAUAUUUCACCAAUUUCUAUUUAUUUAAAUUAAUACUAGAUUUUGGUGGUUGUGCUCAAAGAAGUUCUAAAUUAAUUUUCAAAUUUUACUUCAGAUUUUACACUAUUUUAAUAAUUGUUAUUUUAGCGUUAAGGUACCUAAUUGUCAUUUUUUAGCAAAUUGUUGUUAUUGAUUUUUUCACAUUGUAUUAUAUUAAAUUGUACAUUUGUCAUUUAAAAAAAAAUGUACCCCCUCCCCUAAU
Molecule: messenger RNA, 1573 nt
Organism: Brassicogethes aeneus
Lineage: Eukaryota; Metazoa; Arthropoda; Insecta; Coleoptera; Nitidulidae
Source: the annotation of a GenBank genome assembly